GAAACUAGGUCAAGUUUUCCAGGAAGCUGACCAUGGCUGCAACUAUCCCUGCUGUUGUUGUUUUCAGUGGAACAAGUGAGAUUACAUCUGUAGAAGAAUUCACAGGCUCUACUCCAGCAACCUUCACUGUAAACACCACUAGCCAAGCAUACCCCUACUAUUACUAUGAGUACCCCGACUAUGACUUUGGGAAAUGUGUGUAUGGACGUCAUGCAGCUCAUUUUCUUCCAGCCCUCUACGUCAUUUUCUUCCUCCUGGGCCUUCUGGGUAACUCUCUGGUCAUCUGGGUGAUCGCUUAUGGUGUGCGGCUCCGCAGCAUGACCGACGUGUGCCUGCUCAACUUGGCUGUCUCUGACCUUCUCUUAGUGUCUACUCUUCCCUUCCUCGCUCACCAGGCCCGGGACCAGUGGCUGUUUGGGGAUGUCAUGUGCAAAGUGGUCCUGGGUAUUUAUCACAUUGUUUUUUACUGUGGGAUCUUUUUCAUCUGUCUAAUGAGCAUCGACCGCUACUUGGCUAUAGUACAAGCCAUUUACGCCAUGAGAGUACGGACGAGGUCCUUUGGAAUGAUCGCAGCUGCUGUGACUUGGAUGGCUGGAUUUUUGGCUUCUUUCCCUGACCUGAUCUUUCUCAAACAGCAGACAGGUGCUAAUGGGUCUCAUUUCUGCUUCCCUGACUAUUCUAUUGAUGGUACCACUGCAUCUCACUUCUGGAGGAUCUUCACCAUUUUCAAAAUGAACUUUUUGGGUUUAUUUGUCCCGAUAGUCAUCAUGGGCUUCUGCUACUCACAGAUUGUGUGGAGGCUGCUGAACAGCCAGUCAUCCAAGAAACAAGCCAUCCGUUUAGUUCUCAUAGUGGUGGCUGUUUUCUUCUGCUGCUGGGUCCCCUACAACAUCGCGUCCUCCUUCAAAGCGCUGGAGCUAAUGGGGGUCUAUACACAAUGCGAAAGCAGCAAAGCCAUCACAUUGGCUUUACAAGUGACCGAGGUGGUCGCCUACUCUCACAGCUGGCUCAACCCCAUCCUGUAUGUGUUUGUUGGGGAGAAGUUCAGGAGGCACCUGGUGAGGUUGAUCAACAGGACGCCCUGCCGGCUCUGUCGGAUGGUCAAAGUCUGCAUACCUCAGGACAGACUCAAUGGAUCAGUCUACUCACAGACCUCCAGUCUGGAUGAGAGGAGCACUGCUGUGUGAAGUGUAUUCUUGUUCGUUUCUGUCCAUGUGGUCAUCUCCAGGACACACAAAAAAAGCUAAUCUGCUCUUUUCGUAUUUAGGUUACAAUAUGAUUUAGGGUCAAAUCUUGUUUUUUUUUAGUUUUGGAACAAAUUAGCCAGGGAGAUUUAAGAAUUAUGUUGUAAUGGAGUUGCAUGCAUGCAAACACAUUAUUAUAUUGGAGUGUAUUCACACAUCUCAAUACGUUUAAAGUUCUACUGAAUGCAUGAGAAUGUAUAAAGUUUUUGUACAUAUGGUUUUGGAUACAUGAGAAUUUUUUUACUGAAUUGAGGUUGAAACAGAUUGCCUCUGCACCUGCAGUUUGAGGUCAGACAACUGCAUCAUGAGCCUGUUUAACCUAAUUUAAUCAUCAUCUGCCUAUCAGAUUGACACAUUGACACGAGCCAGAGCCAAAUGUAGAUACUGCCCUUGUUCAAUCACACGGCAGGAAGACAAGUAGAACAAAUAUUAAAUAAUUUGUGCUUGAGCACAACCCUUUUAUCAGUGCAUCGAGUCUGCGUGUCAAACUGUUGCACAGUUCAGCAGUGCACGCAGGUCCCCGCAGGUCCCCGCUGCAGCUGGAAACCUGAAUGCAAGUUUCUUAGCAAAUGUAACAGCAGAUUUGCACCUAACCUCAACCUACAGAAAACCACAGGAUGAAAGAAAAAGGAAGUAUGUAACCGAGCUGUUUGUUUAACCUGUGCAGUCUCUGUGCAUGAAAAAUCAUUUUGCAGUCAAUUUUUUGAUUAUUAAUCAGAAUUUCACAACAACAAGGUCAUCAUUAAAUCAUUACGUUCUGUCAUGCAGAUGCAUCACAGUUUAAGUUCAGUAAACUCUAUCCUUAUGCAGUCUUGAGUCCAAAACUGAUAUACCCUGAUGACAUCAAAAUGACAUCAGCAAGCACAACAACAAAGCACUUUGAAACCUUUGUCACCCCCCUCUCUCUCCCUGCACUUCCUCACUGUAGCUCUACCAUCACAAUGAAAAAAUACAAUGCCAACUAGAUAUUCUUUUAAAAAAAAACUAAGUCAGUUUAGAGCCAAGACAUGCAGAAAAACCUUCAUUCAUAGUGACUUUGACAUUUACAAUUAGUGGGGUAACAAAGUGGCUCCUAACUGCUCGUGCAGUCAGUAAAGAAACCCAUGUUUUCCAGGUUGGGGCAUUUGUUGAAUUAUAUCACAUGACAUUUCCAGUAAUGUAGCAUUUUUACUGAUUUAUUAUUAUUCAUAAUGUGCUGUUUCUGUUUGAUUAUAUGUACAUAUAUUGUAAAACAAUUGAUAAUAAUAAU
Molecule: messenger RNA, 2493 nt
Organism: Centropristis striata (black sea bass)
Lineage: Eukaryota; Metazoa; Chordata; Actinopteri; Perciformes; Serranidae
Gene: ccr8.2
Product: cabz01093075.1
Exons: 2
Coding region: 33-1187 (384 amino acids)
Biological process (GO): immune response; chemotaxis; G protein-coupled receptor signaling pathway
Cellular component (GO): membrane
Molecular function (GO): chemokine receptor activity
Source: RefSeq, a predicted model, not a curated record